AUCGACUUCCUUUUCUUCUUCUUCUCCUCCUCCAUCCCUAACAAGCUUUCUGAUGACACAGAUCUGAGAAUGUCGUCAGCUCUAGCAGUCCUUCAAGAUCACGUCAAGCUGGCGCGCGAGUACGCGCUUGAGGGCCUCUACGACACCUCCAUCAUCUUCUUCGACGGCGCCAUCGCCCAAAUCAACAAGUAUCUGAAUACUUUAGAUGAUACUGAAAUUCGUGCAAAAUGGAUGAACUGUAAGAAAGCUAUUUUUGAAGAAGUGGAAGUCGUCAAACAACUGGAUGUGGAAUUAAGAACUUUCAAGGAAAUGCCAGGGACAAGGAGGUCCUCUUCACCCCCAAUAUCCACUAGAUCCUCCUUUGUUUUCCAGCCAUUGGAUGAGUACCCCACAUCUUCUGGUGCCUUAGAUGAUCCUGAUGUUUGGAGACCACCAAGCCGAGACUCUCAUAGUAGAAAACCAACAAGAAGUGCUACUUCUAAUAUGAGAAAACCCAACCAAGAUUCUAAAUGGGCGCGUGGUUCAACUAAGUCGGGAAUGGUUGGACGUGUUGCUAAUUCUAACAUAAGCAAAAUUAAUUCAAAUGCAAGAUCAUCAGCUCUUGUUGGGAAGAAAGGAAAAUCAAACUCUAUCAAGGCUGAUUCUCAGAAUGGUGAUGCAGAAGACGGAAGAUUGAAAAGGGGACAGUAUGAAGGGCCUGAUGCAGAUUUAGCUGCAAUGCUUGAAAGGGAUGUUUUAGAGACGACUCCUGGGGUGAGAUGGGAUGAUGUUGCAGGACUAAAUGAAGCCAAAAGACUCCUAGAGGAGGCUGUAGUUCUUCCUCUGUGGAUGCCUGAGUAUUUCCAGGGAAUUCGACGGCCAUGGAAGGGAGUUCUUAUGUUUGGUCCACCUGGUACCGGAAAGACUCUUUUGGCAAAGGCUGUAGCAACAGAAUGUGGCACAACAUUCUUCAACGUUUCCUCUGCUACACUGGCUUCAAAAUGGCGUGGAGAGAGUGAAAGGAUGGUGCGUUGCCUAUUUGAACUUGCGAGAGCCUAUGCUCCUAGCACUAUUUUUAUUGAUGAAAUAGAUUCUCUCUGCAAUUCUAGAGGAGCUUCUGGUGAGCAUGAAUCAUCUAGAAGAGUGAAGUCUGAACUUCUAGUUCAGAUAGAUGGUGUUAACAAUAGCUCUACGGGUGAAGAUGGUCAAAGGAAAAUCGUGAUGGUCUUAGCAGCUACCAACUUCCCUUGGGACAUAGAUGAGGCACUUAGGUUAGGCACAACUAGCAUUCAAAUUUAUGCCCUGUACUUGGAGACGGCUGGAAAAGAGGAUAUAUAUACCUCUUCCUAAUUUUGAAAGUCGAAAGGAGCUUAUAAAAAUAAAUCUAAGAACAGUUGAGGUAGCUACAGACUUAGACAUAGAUCAGGUAGCCCAUCGAACAGAAGGUUACAGUGGAGAUGAUCUCACUAAUGUGUGCCGUGAUGCAUCUUUGAAUGGCAUGAGGCGGAAAAUUGCGGGAAAAACAAGAGAUGAGAUCAAGAAUAUGGCGAAAGAGGAGAUCUCAAAGGACCCAGUGGCUAUGUGCGACUUUGAAGAGGCACUGACCAAAGUCCAGAGGAGUGUAUCUAGUGCUGAUAUAGAACGCCACGAGAAGUGGUUUUCAGAGUUCGGGUCAGCGUAGAAGAUUAGAAAUGGAGUUGAUUUGUAUCCUAUGGGCUGGUUUUCAGAGUUCGGGUCAGCAAAGAAAUGAAGUGAUAGAAAUGGAGUUAGUUGGGAUGUAAACUAGGGCAUAGAAGAUCAUUGGUUGUGAACUGUGAUGUACCUUCUUUUUGUUGAAAAAUUGAAGAUGAUGUUGGCCUUGCAAUUGAUUGGUGUCUUUGAUUUACAGGAAUAGUUUUUCAGGUCUUCUGAAAUAAUUAUUCCUAGGUUUCUAUGUAAAUGAAUUUGAAUUAUUAAUAUUAUUAUUUCUUGCAAGAAAGACUAAA
Molecule: messenger RNA, 1964 nt
Organism: Zingiber officinale
Lineage: Eukaryota; Viridiplantae; Streptophyta; Magnoliopsida; Zingiberales; Zingiberaceae
Product: katanin p60 ATPase-containing subunit A1-like
Exons: 7
Coding region: 70-1329 (419 amino acids)
Biological process (GO): microtubule severing
Cellular component (GO): microtubule cytoskeleton
Molecular function (GO): ATP hydrolysis activity; microtubule severing ATPase activity; ATP binding
Source: RefSeq, a predicted model, not a curated record